GUCACCCCCGCGGUCUCCGCCGCUGCUGCCUGCGCUGCUGGCGGUGGAACUUCGCGAGUGGAACGGCAGAGGCGGGCCGGACGGGGCCGCGGGCCUGGCCACUCUGCAAAAUGGAGAUAAUCAGGAGCAAUUUUAAGAGUAAUCUCCACAAAGUGUACCAAGCCAUAGAGGAGGCGGACUUCUUCGCCAUCGAUGGGGAGUUUUCAGGAAUCAGCGAUGGACCCUCGGUCACCGCAUUAACAAAUGGUUUUGACACUCCGGAAGAAAGGUAUCAGAAGCUUAAAAAGCAUUCCAUGGACUUUUUGCUGUUUCAGUUUGGCCUUUGCACUUUUAAGUAUGACUACACAGAUUCAAAGUAUAUAACAAAGUCUUUUAACUUCUAUGUUUUCCCGAAACCCUUCAAUAGAUCUUCACCAGAUGUCAAAUUUGUUUGUCAGAGCUCAAGCAUUGACUUUCUAGCAAGCCAAGGAUUUGAUUUUAAUAAAGUUUUUCGCAACGGAAUUCCAUACUUAAACCAGGAAGAAGAAAGACAGUUAAGAGAGCAGUAUGAUGAAAAACGUUUACAGUCCAACGGUGCAGGCGCUUUGUCGUACGCGUCUCCUAACACUUCAAAAUGUCCCGUGACGAUUCCUGAGGAUCAGAAGAAGUUUAUUGACCAAGUGGUAGAGAAAAUAGAAGAUUUAUUACAAAGUGAAGAAAACAAGAACUUGGAUUUAGAGCCAUGUACUGGGUUCCAAAGAAAACUAAUUUAUCAGACUUUGAGCUGGAAGUAUCCCAAAGGCAUUCAUGUUGAGACUUUAGAAACUGAAAAGAAAGAGCGCUAUAUUGUUAUCAGCAAAGUAGAUGAAGAAGAACGUAAAAGAAGAGAGCAGCAGAAACACGCUAAGGAACAGGAAGAACUGAAUGAUGCUGUGGGGUUUUCUAGAGUCAUUCAUGCCAUUGCUAAUUCGGGGAAACUUGUCAUUGGACACAAUAUGCUCUUGGAUGUCAUGCACACGGUUCAUCAGUUCUACUGCCCUCUGCCCUCGGACUUAAAUGAGUUUAAGGAGAUGACAACAUGUGUCUUCCCCAGACUCUUGGAUACAAAAUUGAUGGCCAGCACACAACCUUUUAAGGAUAUCAUUAACAACACAUCCCUUGCGGAAUUGGAAAAGCGGUUAAAAGAGACACCUUUCAACCCUCCUAAAGUUGAAAGUGCAGAAGGUUUUCCAAGUUAUGACACAGCUUCUGAACAGCUCCACGAGGCAGGCUAUGAUGCUUAUAUCACAGGACUAUGUUUCAUCUCCAUGGCAAACUACCUAGGUUCUUUUCUUAGUCCUCCAAAGAUUCAUGUGUCUGCCAGAUCAAAACUCAUCGAACCUUUUUUUAACAAGCUAUUUCUCAUGAGAGUCAUGGAUAUCCCCUAUCUAAACUUGGAAGGACCAGACUUGCAGCCUAAACGUGAUCACGUCCUCCAUGUGACAUUCCCCAAAGAAUGGAAAACGAGUGACCUUUACCAGCUUUUCAGUGCCUUUGGUAACAUUCAGAUAUCCUGGAUCAAUGACACAUCAGCAUUUGUUUCUCUCAGCCAACCUGAACAAGUACCAAUUGCUGUCAAUACCAGCAGAUAUGCAGAGAGCUAUCGGAUCCAGACCUAUGCUGAAUAUGUGGGGACAAAGCAUGAGGAGAAGCAGAUCAAGAGAAAGUGGACAGAAGAUAGUUGGAAGGAGGUUGAGAGAAAGCGGUUAAACACGCAGUGCAUCUCCUAUGCUUUGCAGAAUCACUGUUACCACGCCAAUAGUCUCACAGCCACCAGCACAGUAGGAAAGAGAAAUCUGAGUCCCAGUCAAGCAGAAGGUGUCCUGGAGGCCAGAGUAUCAGGGGAGAUUUCUGACGCUGAGCUUGAGCAGACAGAUCCCUGUGCAGAAUCCCUCUCAGAGGGAAGGAAAAAGGCCAAGAAAUUAAAAAGGAUGAAGAAGGACCUUUCUCCAACAGGAGCAGUCCCAAGAGAUGCACGUGCAACACAGCCACGAGACUUGGGGCAGAACACUUCAAAUGACCCCUCGCCUGCUCUUCUUAUCCUGUCUGUCUGGACUUUAUCUCAAUAAAUGAGCAGAAGUGGGAAUUCUCACUCUAGUGGAAUUCCCUGUGUUAUUUCAUGUGUUUGGACCUAGUUACCUUUAGGCAUUCCUGUCACUGGCAGUAGCCACUGCCAGCCGAGCGAGUUCCUCUCUGUUUUUAGAAGUUACUCUCCACUUCAGGCAUCAUCACAGACCUCCCCCCUUUUGAACUCUUGGCAUGUUAGCGGCUGGGGCUGGCUUUGCCCUUUUCCCUGCCAGCCCUGCUCUAAGGCUUAAAUAAUGCAUGAUACCACGGGUACGGGAAUGCCCGGUCGUGCAUUUUCCAUCGUGAACACGCUGUUUCCUGACUUAAUUCCCAUUCACUCGGAUCUGGACAUUUGUGGUCCGGCCCUGAUCCAGUGCUGCUGCUGCUGUUGCAGAAAGUAGCUGAAUGCAGAAGGGCUUCUAACUUCGGGGUGAAACUGUUUGUAACGGAAGAGACCCUUCAGUCCGAGAAGACUGUAGCCAGUGUUGCUGAAAUUGGAAAAAGCUACAAGCUGCUUUUGCCCCUUUUGGGAUCUCUGAACUCCCACUGGUCGGCUUCCCGCCACUGUCUAGCCGCCAGCCCCUGAGAUUUCUCAUCUGGGUGCCGGUCACCACGGCACAGAGGAACCCAGCCACCUUGGUGCUGCGGAAGGAUCCAGACCCCAUCCCAGCCACUCGCUAGAUGUCUUGUAUCUGUAAAAUGGGGAUAUUGGUACCCCUGAACUGGGCUUUUAUGAAGAUUAAAUGAACUAAGUGCCCAGCAUGCUGGCUAGCAAAGAAUACAGAGUGUGUUCUCACCGAGAGGUACUGUCACUCCUGUAAAAUCAAGAGAGGCACCCAAGCAGGGAGGCACUUCCUCGGCCCUGCCGUGAUGUUUCUGCAGUGUGGCCUCUUUGCCGGGCACUGCUCUCCAUAGGCAAGGCCCACCCGUGGACUCUCUCCACUUGUGGCCGUGCCAACCACCCGGCCCUGGCCCUGGUCAAAGCUGUCUUUGCAGCUGGUCUUUUUGUUCUCCCCCCCGGGGUGGUCCUCUCCUUGUUCACCUUGUUUUGUCCUCUCC
This is a messenger RNA of Lagenorhynchus albirostris (white-beaked dolphin), 3144 nucleotides long. It is a transcript of the gene PARN, whose product is annotated as poly(A)-specific ribonuclease. Lineage: Eukaryota; Metazoa; Chordata; Mammalia; Artiodactyla; Delphinidae. Gene Ontology annotation, biological process: nuclear-transcribed mRNA poly(A) tail shortening. The record is from RefSeq and is a predicted model, not a curated record. Gene Ontology annotation, molecular function: metal ion binding; RNA binding; poly(A)-specific ribonuclease activity. Gene Ontology annotation, cellular component: nucleus; cytoplasm. The transcript has 24 exons. The coding region runs from base 111 to 2087 and encodes 658 amino acids.